AUGGUGAAAGCGGCGCCAAUCUCUGGUGCCAGGUCAAUGGCGGCGCGCCCUCUACCCCCUCUGAAUAAACUCCGCGUCAAAAAGCCGGAUAGGGAAGUAGUAAAUCCAUGUAUCUCAGUCAUGUCAUCAGUCCUGGGUUGCUGGGCAUCUUCAGGACAUGGCAUUGCAGGUUGCGCACAAGUAGAGCAACAGCUGAGAGCGUGUAUGGACGCACCUCCUGGCAAAGCACCGAAGAAGAACAACAUUAACUGGCACCUCUCGAGAAUGUAUCCUAAAAUCAAAGGACCGCACAAGAAAGGGAUCCACGAACACCACUAA
Pseudovirgaria hyperparasitica is the source of this 318-nucleotide messenger RNA. Its product is annotated as mitochondrial ribosomal protein 10. The coding region runs from base 1 to 318 and encodes 105 amino acids. The record is from RefSeq and is a predicted model, not a curated record. Gene Ontology annotation, cellular component: mitochondrial small ribosomal subunit. NCBI's taxonomy places the organism in Eukaryota, Fungi, Ascomycota, Dothideomycetes, Acrospermales, Acrospermaceae. Gene Ontology annotation, molecular function: structural constituent of ribosome. The transcript has 3 exons. Gene Ontology annotation, biological process: mitochondrial translation.